Nothobranchius furzeri (turquoise killifish) is the source of this 2604-nucleotide messenger RNA. The record is from RefSeq and is a predicted model, not a curated record. NCBI's taxonomy places the organism in Eukaryota, Metazoa, Chordata, Actinopteri, Cyprinodontiformes, Nothobranchiidae.
UUUCGUGAGAUUUCAUCAUUCUCUGGAGGUCGCGUUACAGCGGUCCAUGCUUCUCCGCAGCGCAGCGUUAUCACUGCUGAGGACCAGCGCUGAGAUUUCCUUCUCCUGUCGGCCGGUAACGGUCCGUUUGUGUCGGCUGUCCCAUCGCCAGCCGCUCGGUAGAAGGCCCUUUUCCACCUCGGUCUGCCUGCUUAAGAAAAAGAAAAAGAGCCUGUGGCUGCAGCUUGCGGAAGAAAAGACCAUGGACGGAAACAUUGAGGAGAUUCUCGCCCCUUUGAGGCUUGCUGUGAAAGAACAGGGAGAGCUGGUGCGCCAAAUGAAACAGGAAGGAGCUCCUGAAGUGGAUGUGACUAAAGCUGUAGCUGAACUGAAAGCAAGGAAGAAAGCUCUAGAAGCCAAGGAACUGGCAUUGCAACCCAAAGAUGACAUUGUUGACAGACCCAAGAUGGAGGAUACCCUCAAGAGGCGGUUCUUCUAUGACCAGGCCUUUGCUAUCUAUGGAGGUGUGAGUGGCCUGUACGACUUUGGUCCUGUUGGCUGUGCCCUGAAGAACAACAUCCUGCAGGCUUGGAGGCAGCACUUCAUCCAGGAGGAGCAAAUCCUGGAGAUCGACUGCACCAUGCUGACCCCUGAAUCCGUCCUCAAGACUUCAGGACACGUAGAGAAGUUUGCAGACUACAUGGUGAAAGACGUGAAGAACGGUGAAUGCUUCAGAGCCGACCACCUCCUCAAAGCUCAUCUCCAGAAGCUGAUGUCUGAUAAGAAGUGCGCCGCAGACAGGAAGUCAGAGAUGGAGAACGUCAUCACUCAGUUGGAUAACUACUCCCAACAAGAGCUGACGGACCUCUUUGUCAAAUACAACGUGAAGUCGCCGACUACAGGAAACGAGCUCUCUCCCCCCAUCGCCUUCAACCUGAUGUUCCAGACGUCCAUCGGCCCGGGAGGAAACAUGCCCGGCUAUCUGAGGCCUGAAACCGCUCAGGGAAUCUUCCUCAACUUUAAGCGUCUCCUGGAGUUCAACCAGGGCAAACUCCCCUUCGCUGCUGCUCAGAUAGGAAACUCCUUCAGGAACGAAAUCUCCCCUCGCUCUGGUCUCAUCAGAGUCAGGGAGUUCACUAUGGCCGAGAUUGAGCACUUUGUGGACCCAAAUGAGAAAAUCCAUCCUAAAUUCUCCAACGUAGCUGAUCUGGACAUCAUGUUGUACUCCUCCAAAGCCCAGACCAGCGGCCAGUCAGCUCACAUUAUGAGGCUGGGCGAUGCUGUGGAACAAGGAGUGAUCAACAACUCCGUGCUGGGAUAUUUCAUCGGGAGGAUCUACCUCUACCUUACUAGAGUCGGCGUUGCCAAAGACAAGCUGCGUUUCCGACAGCACAUGGAUAACGAGAUGGCUCACUACGCCUGUGACUGCUGGGACGCCGAGGCCAAAACCUCUUACGGCUGGAUUGAAAUUGUUGGCUGCGCUGACCGGUCUUGUUUUGAUCUGAAAUGCCACUCGAGAGCCACCAAAGUCCCCCUGGUUGCUGAGAAGCCACUGAAAGAACCCAAAACCGUAAACGUCAUCCAGUUUGAGCCCAACAAAGGAGCCAUUGGGAAGGCUUAUAAGAAGGACGCCAAGAUAGCCAUGGAGUAUCUGUCGGUGUGUGACGAGUGUUUCGUAGCGGAGCAGGAGAGUCUGCUGAAUGAAGCUGGAGAGUUCACCAUCGAGACGCAAGGGAAGACCUUCAGACUGACGAAGGACAUGGUCAGUGUGAAGAGAUUCCAGAAGAUGCUGCAUGUGGAGGAAGUUGUUCCCAACGUCAUCGAACCUUCGUUUGGCAUCGGUAGGAUCAUGUACACCAUCUUUGAACACACAUUCCACGUCAGAGAAGGCGACGAACAAAGAACGUAUUUCAGCUUCCCUGCUACCGUAGCUCCAUACAAAUGUUCUGUCCUACCUCUCAGCCCAAAUCAGGAGUUCAUGCCCUUCGUGAGGGAAUUAUCCGAUGCGAUGACCAAAAACGGCGUGUCUCACAAGGUGGAUGACUCCUCCGGGUCCAUCGGGCGGCGCUACGCCAGAACAGAUGAGAUCGGAGUGGCGUUUGGCAUCACCGUCGACUUUGACACCGUGAAUAAGACGCCUCACACGGCCACUCUGAGGGACCGUGACUCGAUGAGGCAAAUCAGAGCCGAGGUCAGCGAGCUGCCUGGGAUUGUUCGGGACCUCGCCAAUGGCACUUUCACCUGGGCAGAAGUGGAGAGCAACUACCCCAUCUUUGAAGGACAGGAAACCGGCAAAAAGGACACAACUGAAGAGUAAAGCUCACCUCGUCUGCAGGUCGCUCCAGAAAACGUCAGAUUUGACGCAAAUGCACCGCAAGGACAAUUCCUGCCACAGUGGUGGGCUGAGCCCUCGUACUGGUCUCCACUCUAAUCACUAAAACGUUGUGAAUUUAUCAAAUGUCGGAGCUGCAGAGAAGCUCACACGGGACUUUGCAUCUGUGUGUGAUGGUUUCAAUGUGUUUUAAAAGGAAGAAAAAUCUGAUCAGGUUGUCGGUGGAGGAGAAACUCCCACUGAAUAUUUAACAGUUCCAAUAAAAGCAGCCAGCACUUACUGGGCACCACCGA